Molecule: messenger RNA, 2502 nt
Organism: Rana temporaria (common frog)
Lineage: Eukaryota; Metazoa; Chordata; Amphibia; Anura; Ranidae
Product: keratin, type II cytoskeletal-like
Exons: 9
Coding region: 91-1731 (546 amino acids)
Biological process (GO): intermediate filament organization; keratinization
Cellular component (GO): keratin filament
Molecular function (GO): structural constituent of skin epidermis
Source: RefSeq, a predicted model, not a curated record
AAGCUGCAGUUUUAGGAGCACUGGAUCCCUCAGACAGACCAGCAGCACCAACUUCUUUUUCUCCUCUCAUUAUCAUCUCCACUUGCCACAAUGUCUUACCAGAGCUUCAGCACUCGCUCUGCUGCCCCCCAGGGAGGCGUCAGCUCCUUCAGAGUCAGCCAGACCCGUUCCUCCAAAGGUGGUUCAGGCUUCGGAAGACCAGGAAACUGGAGCAGCUCUAGCUUGUCUAACGUGGGCUCCGUGAGAAAGAGCGUUUCCUAUGGCGUGUCCAGUGGCAGGUCUGGCGCUGGCAGCGGUUCUCUUUAUGGCAUCGGCGGUGGAUCUGGGUUCGGCGGUGGAGCUGGGUUCGGUGGUGGAGCCGGGUUCGGCGGUGGAUCCGGAUUCGGCGGUGGCUAUGGCGGCGGCCAAGGUGCUGGAAUCCAUGAAGUGACCAUCAACCAUAGCCUGCUGACACCCCUUAAUCUGGAGAUUGACCCCCAAAUCCAGGUUGUGAGGAAGGAGGAGAAAGAACAGAUCAAGACCCUGAACAACAAGUUUGCUUCUUUCAUUGACAAGGUGAGAUUCCUGGAACAGCAAAACAAAGUUCUGGAGACAAAAUGGGAACUUCUGCAGAACCAAAAGUCCUCCUCCAAGUCCAGCAACGUCGGCCCCAUGUUCGAGGCUUACAUUUCCAACCUGAGGAGGCAGCUGGACAGCCUGGUCAACGAUAAGGGCAGACUGGACGGAGAACUCAGGAACAUGCAAGAUCUGGUUGAGGAUUUCAAGAACAAGUAUGAGGAUGAAAUCAACAAGCGCACUUCAGCUGAGAAUGAGUUUGUCGUGCUGAAGAAGGAUGUGGAUGCUUCUUACAUGAACAAGGUAGAAUUGGAAGCCAAGGUGGAUGCUCUCACUGAUGAAAUCAACUUCCUGAGGGCCCUGUAUGAAGCUGAACUACGUGAGAUGCAGGCUCAGAUCUCCGACACCUCUGUCGUCCUGUCCAUGGACAACAACAGAGCUUUGGAUCUGGACAGUAUCAUCGCUGAAGUCAAGUCUCAGUAUGAAGAGAUUGCUGCCAAGAGCCGUGCAGAGGCCGAAUCUACUUACCAGAACAAAUACCAGGAGCUCCAGGCCACCGCUGGCCGUCAUGGUGAUGAUCUGCGCAACACCAAGCAGGAGAUCUCCGAGCUGAACCGCGCCAUCCAGAGGUUGCAGGCCGAGAUUGAAAAUGUGAAAUCACAGCGUGCUAAGCUGGAGGCACAAAUUGCAGAGGCUGAGGAACGUGGGGAACUGGCACUGAAGGAUGCCCGGGAGAAACUGGCUGAGCUGGAGGGUGCUCUACAGAAGGCCAAGCAGGACAUGGCUACCCAACUGAGAGAUUACCAGGAACUGAUGAAUGUCAAACUGGCUCUGGAUAUUGAGAUUGCCACUUACAGGAAACUGCUGGAAGGAGAGGAAAGCAGGCUGGCUGGUGAAGGUGUUGGAGCUGUUAGUAUGUCUGUUGUGAACUCUAGCUCCUCCUCCUCUGGUGGCGGCUAUGGCGGAAAUACCUUUUCAGCUGCACCAGGCUUUGGUUUCGGAGGUGGACCCGGGUUCGCCGGUGGGUACGGAGCCGGAUCUGGGUACGGAGCCGGAUCUGGAUAUGGAGCUGGUAGCUCUAUGAAGUUCAGCAGUGGUGGUGGCAGUGGAUCAUCCGGUGCUGUGAAGUCCUACUCUGUGACCACAUCUUCCAGCAGGAGCAGCUCAAGAUACUAAGAAGCUUUUUUGUUUCCUUUUUAAUGACAUCCUUAGCGCUAUCCAUACCCCCAUUAAAGUCAUAACAUUUUCUUUACAGUACAGAGGCACAGUAUUUUAAUACUGGGGUUCUGUUAAGCCCUUUAACUUCAGUGAAAGCCUUUUAUCAUGCUAAAGUUUCUGCGUCUGUUCUUUGUCCUUUUUUUAGAUAAGGUUAGGGGGUAUGUCUGGUUGCUGGGAUUGUCUGAGCACCUUUCUCCUUGCCUUCUUCUUCUUUGCUUCUUCUUACUGCCUAUAAACCUGUGCUGUCCCUGAGUGUGUCACCAGUGGCCUUUGUUACAACUGGCUGGUGGUUGUAAGAUGAAGCGUGGUCUGUCCCACAAAUGCUUGAGGCCCCUAAGAAAUAGAACCUCUGCAAGUCAUUUUUGGUCAAUGACGAUAAUGAUGCUGAUGCCAACACCCCCAAAACAAGUCAAUUUCUACAGUAUUUCUGGGGGGGAGGGGGUGAAAUUUUACAGUUUAUUUUUUGCAGAGAGAAUUGCCAUGAUUGUAUAUAAGAGUAAAGAUACAUGGUGCUAUUUUUCACCCUUCAAACAUCAUAAAGCCUGUUCGAUGCUUUUUACUAAAAGUUUGUACCUGCAUCUUGUGCAAGAAGAAGCACUGGAAAAGCAUGUCCACUAUAAUGUCUGGUCUGUGUUAGUUGGUGGAAGUCUUCUGACUUUUGUGGGGAGGGAUUUUAUGUGUGGGUGUGAAAUUGUGAAACAUCUCUAAUAAAAUUCCUUCCAGUUCAUA